AUGUCUAGACACCGGGCGGUUGGAAUCAAUAGUGAUGUCUUCGUGCCGGUUCGGCAUUUCCCGCUCUACCCCCACCGACCGGCACUGUCUGCCCAGUUUUUUAGGAGCACUCCUCUGUCCGUUCCUCCGGGUGUUGUACGUUCGCCACCUCAUGGUAGGUCAUUGGUUGAGGGUCGUGGUUGUGGUAUGGGGUACAGGAGAACCUGCAGGUACCAUGGUACGGAGGUCCAAUGGUACCGAGGCUAACACAGCAUGGAGUGCAGUAGGUCAGUGAAGUACCGCCUCCACGACGCAGUUUGCCUUCACGUGGUCAAGCCAAGAGCUUCAAAAUG
Molecule: messenger RNA, 332 nt
Organism: Nezara viridula (southern green stink bug)
Lineage: Eukaryota; Metazoa; Arthropoda; Insecta; Hemiptera; Pentatomidae
Source: the annotation of a GenBank genome assembly